This is a messenger RNA of Solea solea (common sole), 2343 nucleotides long. RefSeq names its product signal recognition particle 72 (gene srp72). NCBI's taxonomy places the organism in Eukaryota, Metazoa, Chordata, Actinopteri, Pleuronectiformes, Soleidae. Gene Ontology annotation, cellular component: signal recognition particle, endoplasmic reticulum targeting. The transcript has 20 exons. The record is from RefSeq and is a predicted model, not a curated record. Gene Ontology annotation, molecular function: protein binding; 7S RNA binding; ribosome binding. Gene Ontology annotation, biological process: SRP-dependent cotranslational protein targeting to membrane. The coding region runs from base 23 to 2152 and encodes 709 amino acids.
UCUUUUUUCGGGUUUUGGGAGGAUGCCAGAGAACCCGGACAGAAUCCACAAACACGCUGGACAAACAUGCAAACUCCACAGGAUAAGACCCUCAGCAGAAUUAUCUACAACUACACGUACAGGAGCCCAUUCGGCCAAGAUGGCGAGCGGAGGAGUGUCCGUGGCUUCGCUGUGGACCGAAGUGAACCGCUGCGGGCAAAAUGGAGACUUCACGAGAGCCCUGAAAGCUUUGUCAAAAAUUUUGCAUGAAAACAGAGAAGACGUGACAGCUCUUCAGUGUAAAAUAGUUUGCCAUGUCCAGAAUGGCAGCUUCAAGGAGGCCCUGAAUGUCAUGAACACUCAUUCAAAAGUGCUCGGCAGUGAUAUUGUGUUUGAGAAGGCGUACUGCGAGUACAGACUGAACAGAGUGGAAAGUGCCCUGAAGACCAUUGAAAGUGCCCCAGAGCAAACCGACAAGCUAAAGGAGCUUUACGGUCAAGUGUUGUACAGACUCGAGCGCUACAACGAGUGCAAGUCUGUCUACACAGACCUGAUCAGGAACUCUCAGGAUGAGUACGAGGAGGAGAGGAAAACCAACCUGGCUGCUGUGGUGGCAGCGAUGAGUCAGUGGGAGAAGGCUCCACUGGAAGAUCUAGGUCUCCCAGAUUCAACAUAUGAGUUGUGUUACAACACUUCAUGCGCUCUCAUUGGCCAAGGACAACUGACGGAAGCCUAUAAUAAAUUACGCCAGGCAGAAGAGCUCUGCAGAUUGUCACUGGCAGAUGAUUCAGAUGUAACUGAAGAGGACAUCGAGUCGGAGUUGGCCGUCAUCCACUCUCAGAUGGCGUACGUCAUGCAGUUGCAAGGUCGCACAGAUGAGGCGCUGCAGCUCUAUAACCAGGUCAUCAAACUCAAGCCGUCCGAUGUGGGGCUUCUUGCUGUGACUGCCAACAACAUCAUCACGAUAAACAAGGACCAAAACGUCUUUGACUCAAAGAAAAAAGUGAAGCUCACGAAUGCUGAAGGUGUCGAAUACAAGCUGGCGAAGAAGCAGCUGCAGACCAUCGACUUGAACAAAGCUCUGCUGGCCAUGUACACAAAUCAGGCUGACCAGUGCAGGAAACUGUCAUCCAGUCUUCAAUCUCAGAACCCAGGUCACCCACGACCUGUCCUCAUCCAGGUCGCUCAGCUGUGCAGGGAGAAGCAACAUAGCAGAGCCAUUGAGCUGCUUCAGCAAUUCUCAGAACAGCAUCCAGAGAGUGCGUCUGGCAUCAAACUCACGAUGGCACAACUCUAUUUAAUACAAGCUCAUGUAACAAAAGCCUGUGAUGUUCUGAGAUCCAUUGAAGAGUUCAAGCACAAACCAGGGAUGGUUUCAGCUCUGGUAACGAUGUACUCCCACGAAGAAGACAUCGACGGUGCCAUCGAUGUCUUCAAACAAGCUAUUGAACACUAUCAGUCUGAACAGCCCGGAUCUGCUACACAUUUGGCUCUUGUACGAGAAGCUGCCAACUUCAAACUGAAGUACGGGCGGAAAAAGGAAGCUAUUAGUGAUCUGGAGCAGCUGUGGAAGCGAAACACCAAGGACAUCCACACACUGGCACAACUCAUCUCAGCUUACUCCCUCGUGGACACAAAUAAAGCCAAAUCCCUCAGCAAACACCUACCUUCUGCAGACACCAUGUCCUUCAACGUGGACGUGGACGAGCUGGAAAACUCGCACGGAGCCACGUACGUUAGGAAAAAAGCUGCUAAAGUCACGGGAGAGAAUCUGCCUAAAGAACAAGGCCAAGUUGAGAUCGAGAUCAAGAAGAAGAAGAAGAAAAAGAAAGGCAAACUACCCAAGAACUACGACUCUAAAAUGACCCCCGACCCCGAGAGGUGGCUGCCCAUGAAGGAGCGUACCUACUACAGAGGCAAGAAGAAAGGAAAGAAGAAGGACCAGAUCGGAAAAGGCACACAGGGAGCGACGGCAGGAGCCUCAUCUGAGCUGGAUGCCAGUAAGACGGCCAGCAGCCCGCCUACCUCCCCCAGACCAGGCUCUGCGUCUGGCUCGUCUGCGGCCGCUGGCAGCAGCGUGGCCCCGCCGCGGCAGCAGAAACCGGCUUCAUCGGGGGCCACUCGCAAGAAGGCACCAGCGAAGAAGAAGAAGGGAGGGAAGGGAGGCUGGUAGUCAGUGGGAAGCAACAUGUGAGGCAGAACAACAUCAUCAUGAGAACAUAAACUCUUUUUUUUUUCUUUUUUUUUCUUUUUUAUGUUUCAGUGUUAAUUUUAGUUUUGUUGUCGCCAUUCAUUUAAAUUUGUAAACCCAAAAUCUCCCCUUGAACUUUUUAAAGGACAGUUUGAAUAAAUCUUAAAACUGCU